AUGUUCAAGCUGUCUUUUCUUCUCUCUUUCCUUGCUAUCUUCAACAUCUCUAAUGCCGAGAUCAUCGAGUGGAACUUGCAGGAAUCGCUAAUGCCAUACGCUCCUAUCGCAAUGUUCGCUGGGGAUACCAUCACAUUCCAGUAUCCUGGAGACAACAUCGAUGUCUUCCUCCAUCCAUCUGGAAGCUGUAACGAUACUGGUGCAGAACUUGUCGGUGCAGCAGGAGCUGGAAAUGCCACGUAUACUUUCAAAGACAGUCAAAUUGACACAAACGUUACAUUUGCGUGCCAACACUGGAACUUCUGUUCCGAGUUUGGCAUGAUCAUUGAUGUUCUUGUUAUGGAACCACCCCCGUCUUCAUCUCCUACUAUGGCCCCUUCGAAAACAGCAGCACCCACUACAUCUGAACCCACCGCUGCACCCGUAGCAAGAGCUACUCCUCCACCAACAUCUUCAUCUGGGACACCACCCGACACGCCUACGACAAAUCAGGCUCAACCUGAAUCCGGAGCUGCAUCAAUGGGUGCAGCAGUGUCACUACUGCUCUCCGCUUUCGUGUUGUCGAUGUAA
This is a messenger RNA of Cylindrotheca closterium, 570 nucleotides long. Lineage: Eukaryota; Bacillariophyta; Bacillariophyceae; Bacillariales; Bacillariaceae. The record is from the annotation of a GenBank genome assembly.